Vollenhovia emeryi is the source of this 2107-nucleotide messenger RNA. It is a transcript of the gene Sply, whose product is annotated as sphingosine-1-phosphate lyase. Bases 241 to 1872 code for a protein of 543 amino acids. The transcript is spliced from 9 exons. Gene Ontology annotation, biological process: sphingolipid catabolic process; carboxylic acid metabolic process. The record is from RefSeq and is a predicted model, not a curated record. Gene Ontology annotation, cellular component: endoplasmic reticulum. Lineage: Eukaryota; Metazoa; Arthropoda; Insecta; Hymenoptera; Formicidae. Gene Ontology annotation, molecular function: pyridoxal phosphate binding; sphinganine-1-phosphate aldolase activity.
GUGGCGUGCGGAGCGGUGUAGAACUGUAGGGUGCAGAUACUCGUGAGAGCCAGCAGUGCCUCGUGUAGCGUCUGCUCGGUGUUGACGCCCGGCAGAGAUAUCUCGCCGGGAGCGCACGUAGUUGCGUCGUUAUCUCGAGAGAGCGAGUGGAAAGCGCCGAGUCAUCCCGAGUUCGGCGACAGAUUACCGUAUCCGGUGUAUCCGCGCCGCUGACAGCCAGCCGGAAAAACUCAGAAAAGUAUGCACCUCUCCGUGGACACUGUGCCGGGGUUCGUAAACCAUGUGUUCAAAAACAAGGAACCGUGGCAGAUAGCGGCUAUGACGAGCACUGCCACGCUCGCUACGGUGUGGCUGUGGACCUUCGUCUGUCAAGAUGAGAGUCUCUUGGAACGUGGCAAGAAACAGCUGUUCAAACUGGCUCGUUACGUCCCUUCUAUACGCGAUAAGAUAAACAAAGAGCUAGUCAGUAUUAACGAAAACUUCGAGAAGGACGUCGUGCGCAGACUCAAGGAAGCCUCGUUUAUUGUGCAGCUCCCCAAAAGUGGAUUGAAAAAUGAAAAGAUAAUGAAUUUGAUCAAUCAGUCUGUUCACCUGGGCGACUACGAUUGGGAAGCGGGUCGUGUGUCAGGGGCAGUUUAUAGAACUAACAACGAACUUGCGCAGCUGAUGGGGAACGUAUAUGCGAUUGCAUCAUACACCAAUCCGUUGCAUCCUGACGUUUUCCCCGGGAUUUGUAAAUUGGAGGCAGAAGUAGUUAGGAUAGCCUGCCACUUGUUCAAUGGAGACAAAGCAUCUUGUGGAACUAUGACUACGGGUGGUACGGAGUCAAUUUUGUUAGCGUGUAAAGCAUACAGGGAUUAUGCCCGUGAAGCUAAGGGCAUCAGGAAACCAGAGAUAGUGUUACCAGUUACCGCUCAUGCGGCGUUUGACAAAGCCGCGCAAUAUUUGAACAUAAAGAUACGUUCCGUACCCGUCAAUCCGCAGAGCUUUACAGUUUGCGUAAAAGCUAUGCGGAAGUCAAUUACAAAAAAUACAAUAAUGUUAGUAGGAUCUGCGCCGAAUUUCCCCUACGGGACGAUGGAUAAUAUCGAAGCGAUAUCCGAAUUAGGCGUAAAAUACGAUAUACCCGUUCAUGUAGAUGCGUGCCUAGGCGGCUUUCUAGCCUGUUUUAUGUCUGAAGCUGGUUACGCCUUACCACCUUUUGACUUCAGGCUUCCAGGUGUGACGAGCAUAUCAGCUGACACGCAUAAGUACGGUUAUGCUCCGAAAGGAUCUUCGCUAAUCCUUUAUCGAAACAAAAAAUAUCGACAUCAUCAAUAUACGAUUACUACAGACUGGCCUGGUGGCAUAUACGGUUCUCCAACUAUCAAUGGAUCUCGAGCUGGUGGCAUUAUAGCCACUUGCUGGGCCACAUUGAUGUAUUACGGGCGUGACGAAUAUGUAAAAUCAACUAAAAAGAUCAUUGAAAUUACGAGAUAUGUCGAACGAAAGUUGAGACAAAUGAAUGGAAUUUUUGUGUUUGGCACACCAGCCACGUCUGUCAUUGCAAUCGGCUCCAAUGAUUUUCACAUCUAUAGACUAUCCGAAGCUCUCAGCGACAAGGGAUGGAACUUGAAUACGCUGCAAUUCCCUUGCGGCAUACACAUAUGUAUUACACAUGUGCAUACCGAGCCAGGAGUUGCCGAUCAAUUUUUAGAGGAUGUUGAUACGGAACUGGAAAUGAUUAUGGAAACCCGAAGUAGUCCGGUAGAAGGAAAGCUCGCAAUGUACGGAAUGAGUCAAAGCAUCCCGGACCGAAGUGUGGUCGGUGACUUUACAAAAUGCUUUUUGGAUUCCAUGUACUAUACUGCAGGAAAUGAAACGCAGAAAUAAUCCCAUACCUUGCGUAAUGUCAAAUGCAAUUUUGAUAUAUUAUUACAGCUACAUAUAAAAUGCAUACAUUUUCUAUGCGACUGAACAUGAAACGCUCAAACAUAUUGUAUAUUUUUUACAAUUAAUUUUUUUUAUUGAGAUAUGCGAAUAUUGGUAUGAAAGCGCGUGAAACAAAUAUAUACAUUAAUAUAUGUUAUGCGCAAAUAUUUCUAUUAAAAUACAAUUAUAUGUGCAU